Messenger RNA from Varanus komodoensis (Komodo dragon), 2277 nucleotides. Its product is annotated as protein FAM240B-like. The record is from RefSeq and is a predicted model, not a curated record. The transcript has 4 exons. NCBI's taxonomy places the organism in Eukaryota, Metazoa, Chordata, Lepidosauria, Squamata, Varanidae. The coding region runs from base 360 to 638 and encodes 92 amino acids.
GGCUGAUGCCUUGUAGCUGUCUGGCCAUUCCACCUUAUGUGCAGUAGACUUUACAGAUGGAUAUUAGUUUCUUUGCCUCCUGUUGAAAUGAUUCAAAAAUAGCCAUGUCAUGAAACCCAAAUAAAAAUGAGUGACAGAGGAAAAGAUAUUUGAGAUAUCACACAAUCCUCUGUGAGUCUGUUAGAAAGAGAGGAACCUAAAGGUAAAAGUAGCACAUUUCAAAACUAACUGCAGAAAGCCUGGUGGAGGAAGAAGCUUCUAUAUUGUUGAACAUCUUUGGAUUUGGCUGAACGGUCCAAACUGAGGGAAUACUUGUUGACAAAUAAGCUCUAUUCUGCUGAAUCUUUGCUUUUCAGGAAAUGAAUAGACACACUGGCUUCAAGCGCCCUGGUGUGGUAGUCCAUGAUGCCCAUGGCUUGAAGAACUUUUGGGAAGAAGUAAUUGAAUCAUACACCAAGCAAAAAGAGAUGGAAAAUUCACGAUUAAGCAGAAGUGCUUUGAGCAAGCUCCGACAUGAAUGGGCGCAGAGGCUGGAAGGUCGAAUAAAGAUGCUGAAGAAGACCAGUGAAAAGCCAAAUGUGCACACGAGCCUACUGCCAAUUGAAACUUUACAGCCAGUGCAUAAAACAGCAGCCUGAAUCACUGCAGAAAUGUGAAAGCAUGUCUUUUCCGAGCACUGACUGGACGUAAUUUUGUUCUUGGGUACACUAUACUGAAUACAGACAGAAAUGUCAAUGAUAUCUAAGUUCUAAAUGAACUGAUAAGAGAUAGGUCAGGCUCAGAUCAUGCCUUCUUCUGAAGUUCAGUCAGUGUAGAUCAGAUAAUAGUAAAAUAAUUUAUAUUAUCUCUUAAAACAUUAUGAUAAAUUCUCAAUGAUGUGUUCAUAUGUCUCUGUACUCAGAAUUACCUUGCUGCCUUCUUGCAUUAUUCAGGUGACAGCAGUCUUAGGAAUGAAAACUACUCUUUAAUGGGUAUAAAAUGAUGGUGAUGAUGAAUGAACAUAGUGCUUAAUUCUGGCUAAUACAUUUCCUUGGGAUCCUUUCCAUGAUGCUUUUCCAAAUGUUUGGGAUUUUUGAGAAACACCUUCCAUUCUAAGAAAAUGAACAAUCUUCUUGCAGAUCUGUGUUGGAAAUAAUCACCCUUCCACUAUAUGUAUUUAUCUUUCCCAUUGACCUCCCUUCCUGCUCCCAAAUAGAUUGCACAGUGAAAAAAUUGUUCAGAAAUAUCUGUUUUCCACAUUGGGAUGUCAAAUAUUUUUUCUACGGCAUUACUGUAGAUGAGCUAUAGGCAUGACUCCACUUCAGUUCCUAGCUUGUUACAGUGGUGAUUAUAAAAGAACCACCCCUUCUUUAAUUUUUAAAAAGCCAGACCAAAACAACGGACUUUUCAAUUCUAUGCAUGUCUACCAAGGCCACUCUUCCCAUCAGACAGGGCGACUGCCCUCCUCCCAUGGCAGACCAGCAGGAUGGUAGAUCCCUCCUAUGCCCCGAGGAGGAUCCCUGCAGCCAUUCCCACCAUCGCCCCAUUGCUGCUUGUCUGUUGGGGAAAUGCACCAACAGGCUCCUUGGUGGAACUGACACCUCGCCCCCCUCUCUUGCUCUGAGCCUUCUUGCAAAACAAGGGACCAGCAUCUGGAGAACUCACUUGCCUGCUCUCUUGCUUUAGGGGAAGACUCAUAGCGAGAGACGGCCUUCUUGUCUCCAUGCCCACCCACCCAAUCUCUUACUUUGGGAGAGAUCAGGGGGCUGAGCAGCCUCUCCAGAAAGUCCACCUGCUCAAUCGCUCACUGUGGAGGAGGGCACCUGCGGCAGGGUCAUGGUGGGCAUCCUACUGCCUCUGGCAGAGGGUAUCUUGUCUCCUCGCCAAUAAAUCCCAUUGAGUGAAAUACGAUUGCAUUCAGUCCCUUCUGAUGCAUGAGAAUGUGUUGUGAAACUAAAAAGAAAGCUCACCCAGAACUUCUGUUGCCACUACUUAUUCAGAACUAAAGAGGUAUUUGAAGGUAAGGAAAUAAAAUUAAAUUCUUUGAAAAUAUAGCUAAUCACUGUGAGAGAGCAGGAAAGUUACUAUACUCUUUUAUAAAGAAAAGCAAUUUAGCCUUGCUGCCUUAAGGGAGAUGGAGCAGUCCACAUAAAUAUAUAAGCCUGUUUGUAAAGAAGGGUUUUAUUUUACACAGUAGGAAACUCAUAAAGGAAGACUCCAGUUUCAACUUCUUUACAAUGUUCCAACUAAGAUGUUAUUGUCUUAUUAAAAUACUUAUUAUUUAGGUUGCCACAUGCA